GCCAACUGUGGUCAAUGAAGAAGACGUAAUAGCUACGUUGCCACAGGCGCGAGAGUCUCCGAACAUGGACGAGAGAGUGGAGCACAAUGGACUACAGCAGCAAUGCCUCUUCCCAGAAUGAUGCUGGUGGUGACGGGAGAUGAUUUUGGCUACUGUUCCAGGAGGAAUCAAGGCAUUGUGGACUGUUUCCAGGCUGGAGGCAUUUCUAAUGUGUCACUGUUGGUUAAUGCCUCUGCUGCCAAGGAAGCAGCAGAACUGGCGCAAAGACACAACAUCCCCAUCGGCCUCCAUGCAAACCUGUCAGAGGGCGUGCCCGUGUGUCCAAGCCUGCGACAAGCCUCCACUCUGGUCAACCCGCAGGGCUUCUUUCAUGGGAAGAUGGGCGUCCGCCAUGUCCUCCAGAGAGGCCAGCUCAGCAUGGAACAGGUGGAAUUGGAGUUGAGGGCACAGGUCAGGCUGUUUCAAGAUUUGACAGGUCACUUGCCCUACCACAUGGACGGCCACCAACACGUGCACAUACUGCCAGAAGUGCGUGAAGUGUUUGCGCAGGUUCUGUCUGAUCUCAGGAUUCCAUACACCCGUGUUCCAGUGGAGCCGAGUGUACACAGCUGCACAUGGCUGCCCCCACACCUACGGAGUUUUUACAUGCAAGUAGAGAAGGACGCUCUGGACUCCAUCCCUGUCUUCAGACGCUAUGGAAUCAGGUGGCCAGAUGUGUACCUUGGACUGAGCACGAUGGGCCAGAACAUGUCCAUCCACAACUUGAAGAGGGCCCUCCAGCGUGCCCUGGCUGCAGGGUCCUCAGACAACACCUCAUCCACCACAUCCAGACCCGUUGACCCGAUAGUAACAGCAGAACUGAUGGUCCACCCAGGAUACCCCAGUGAUCCUCAUGAAGGUGGCUGUGGAGAAGGUCCUGAUGACUUCUCAUGUUCAGUUGACCGACUGCAUGAAGUCAAUGUGCUCAGAGACCCAAACCUCCUUGCUUUCUACAGGCAGUACAGAAUACAGCUAUGUACCUUUAAGGACUUGUAAGCAACCAUUAAUCUGAAUCCAUCCACAACUCCAUGUACCAUGUGACAACUCUCACUUUAUUAGGUAAAAUAUUUAGUCACACUCACUUGACAGAAACUCAAUGGAUUUCAGCAUAUACCGUAUUUGGGCCCAGGGCAAACAUCCUCCCCCCGCCUGCAUCAGACACUCAAAGCGCUUUACAAUAAUGCCUCACAUUCACCCCAAUGUGAGGGUGCUGCCAUACAAGGUGCUCACUACACACUGGGAGCAACUAGGGGAUUAAGGA
Messenger RNA from Thalassophryne amazonica, 1300 nucleotides. It is a transcript of the gene ydjc, whose product is annotated as YdjC chitooligosaccharide deacetylase homolog. Gene Ontology annotation, biological process: carbohydrate metabolic process. The coding region runs from base 103 to 1035 and encodes 310 amino acids. The transcript has 6 exons. Gene Ontology annotation, molecular function: deacetylase activity. The record is from RefSeq and is a predicted model, not a curated record. Lineage: Eukaryota; Metazoa; Chordata; Actinopteri; Batrachoidiformes; Batrachoididae.